Messenger RNA from Physella acuta, 2333 nucleotides. RefSeq names its product cartilage matrix protein-like. NCBI's taxonomy places the organism in Eukaryota, Metazoa, Mollusca, Gastropoda, Physidae. The record is from RefSeq and is a predicted model, not a curated record.
CGAUGCGCUGGUGUGGGCCAUUACAAGCUGAACUACCUAACGCCGUCGAGAAAACUAACAAAGGUGUUAUACAACUGACUUUUUCACAACCGCUGAGAUUUUGGAUUUUCUUCAUUUUGUUUUGUUUGAAUUUAAUAUUUUGAAAAAAAUGAAUUCUAUUGGAUUUUUCCUGCUAUUGGCUGCAAGCGUUGUCGUCCUCUCCAGCGCCAUGACCAUCACCAAACCCUGCAGCAAACCUGCCGAUGUUGUCUUCGUCAUCGACACGUCCACCUCCGUGGCUGUCUCGGACUUCAACGACUUCGUCAAACCCUUCAUCCAGAACGUCGUCUCCAUGUUUGACGUCGGCCCGGGCCCCCAGCAGACGCGAGUUGCCGCCCUCGUCUACAGCACGGAGGUCAAGCUCCAGUUUCACCUGGACACAUACGACAACCAGGUGGAUCUGCUUGAGGCUAUCUCCCAGAUUAAGUUUUUAUACGGGGACACGUAUACGGACAAGGCGCUUAAAUACGUCAACGAUCACAUCUUCGACCCUAACCACGGCGGGCGAGAAGACGUGGCUCACAUCGUGGUGGUUAUUACCGACGGGUUGUCCAGUAGGAACUCAAGGACCAGGGUGGAAGCGGCCAGGGCUAAAGAGCUGGGCUCGGCCGUCUUUGCUAUCGGGGUGGGCCAGGCCGAUGAUAAGGAACUUAGCCAGAUCGCCAGCAAGCCAGACUCGCAGUUUAAGUUCAAGAUCACAGACUACAGCGUGUUGGAUAGCAUCAAGGUAGAGCUGGCCAUCAAGACAUGCAAGGUUGAAAUUUCAACCACUACAACAACUUCAACCACGACUACCACAACACCGACAACCACAACUACCACAACCACUCCUGAACCGCCACCACAAAAUGAAUGUGGUGGUAAACCAGCCGACAUCUUCUUCCUCCUUGACUCUUCCAGCAGCAUCUUCAAGCCCGACUUCGAGAAGGUUGUCCUCGGCUACGUCCGUGACGUCGUUUCCGGCUUCGACAUCGGCUACCAAAUGACCCGCGUCGGGGUCAUGACCUUCAGCGACAGCCCCCGACUCGUCAUUGGUUUAGACGCCUACGACAACAAACAAGACCUCUUGGAAGCUCUUUCACCGAAGAUCAUCCGCUACACGCUUGGCGGUACCAACACAGCCGAGGCGCUUAAAGACUUGUUGAAAGUCGGGUUCAACACCCGGGCUCGCGAUAACGUCACCAAAAUCGCCGUGGUCAUCACGGACGGUCACUCCUGGGACGAGAGAGACACGCUGAGGCAGGCGACGCUGUUGAAAGAGAGCGGGGUGCUGGUGUACGCGAUUGGCGUAGGCAAAGGCGUCAAGACCUCGGAGUUGAAUGGGAUGGCCAGCGAGCCUGUUCAGGACUUUGUUUUCACCGUGGGGGACCUGGGCACCCUGGCCCAGCUGAGGAAUGUUCUCGAGGCUUACGCGUGCAUUGGUGAGCUCAACCAAGGAGAUCAAGCAGUCUGCGGCACCGGUCCAACGGAGGUAACGUUUGCGUUCGAUGCCAGCACAAUGACCAACACAGACAAACACCACGUCCUGGAACAAAUCCAGGAAGUGACCAGACGUCUGGAAUCUCUAUCCGGUGACGUCAAACUGGGCGUGGCUUCCGGCGGCUGCCCGCCCAGCAUGGAGAUGGAAAUGUCCAAACCCGCUGACGUCACCAGCAACAUCCGGGAUCUCAAGAACAAAAUCAGGUCCAACCUCAAAUCCGUCGUCAAAGAUUGGAGAGCGUCAAUUUUCGGCAAGUCUAAACUCUCCAAGAAAAGAAAACAGAGGAAGAUCUCCAGGUUUUCGCUGAAAGACUCCAAGAAAGGACUAGUCCUUCUCCUCAACGCCGACUCAGUCCCAGAAAUGGGGGACAUCGCUGAAGAGGUCAGGCUCCUGAUCGAGUCAGGCGCCCACGUUUUCGUGGUACUGGACAAAGCCGUCGACAGGAAGUACGUCACGUUCUGGGAGGAGAUGCUGGGCAACAGGCGAGUGGUCAGCGGAGUGGACACAACGACGGACUACUCCGGUUACGUCAUGGAAUUCACGUGCUCCUUAUAGCCCCAGAGGAAACUGUAGUUGUAGUUUUAAGUUAACGGUAGGAGUUGGAGGACAGAGUCAUUGUACAUUGAACUUUUGUAUAGUGUUUUUCAGCAGUAUUUUCUUGUGUUCUAACGUCUGUUUUCGGACAGAAAAACUUCUAUGCAUAUAUAUAUAUAUAUAUAUAUAUAUAUAUAUAUAUAUAUAUAUAUAUAUAUAUAUAUAUAUAUAUAUAUAUAUAUAUAUAUAUAUAUAUAUAUAUAUAUAUCAGUGGCUUAGC